UGGGUCAAAUGCUAAAGUCACACCGUCAGUGAAUUUAUAUCUCUUCCGUUUAUCUGAUAACUACUAUAGUGCAUGAACAGGAAAUGGCUUCAUAUCUCAAGAAAGCACACAUAAAAAAGGCUUUUUUUUAAAACGCUUUCAAAUAUGCUUGAACCUCAAAGACAUUCCUUUGUCAUUACAUUUGUUUUUGUUGUUGACAUACUCUUCAUGCACGUUAGAGGAGAUGACCCGUCCCCUGUACAGGAAACAGCCUUAGAAAUGAAAUAUGCAGGAAUAGGAAUUGGUGUUGGUAUAUUUCUAUCAGUCUGCUUCAUCGCAAUAAAGGUGUACAUGAUCAAAAGACACUUGCUGGACAAUGAACAGUCAGAGGAUUCAAUGAGAGCAUGUAUGCGAAGUGUUGAGGUUGAAAGCAGAACCUGACCAAUGAAGCCAAACCUGUUCACAGAAGGGAAAGCUCUGGCUUCAGAAACAGAAUUUUAUGCUAUGUAAUGUUUGUAAUGUAUUCAAUGCUAUUGUCUUAUUCAUUAAACCUGUAGAACAUU
Tachysurus vachellii is the source of this 542-nucleotide messenger RNA. RefSeq names its product transmembrane protein 273-like. NCBI's taxonomy places the organism in Eukaryota, Metazoa, Chordata, Actinopteri, Siluriformes, Bagridae. The transcript has 5 exons. The record is from RefSeq and is a predicted model, not a curated record. The coding region runs from base 145 to 420 and encodes 91 amino acids.